UAAUUUAAAACAAACAUUAUUAAGUCAAUAAAAAUAAAUAGAAAACUUAAAACAUAUUGAUAUUGUCUAAUCUUAGCAAAAGUUACAUUCGUAUAACAUUAAUAUAUAGUGCGAUUUAUUGAUAUUAUAAAUAUGUAUGUAUUAACAAUGUAGAGUGUAUUGUCACCAAACUACGUAACUGAUUUCAAACGAAUUAUUCUCAUAUAUACUGCCCUAGAUAAUAUACAUUUCUCACCGUGUAAAAUUCUUUAAUAAAACUGCAUUAAAAUACUUUUUUUAAUGUAAUCUGAUUAAUAUUCUAAAACUGAAAACACAUAUCACAAUCUUAUUCAUCCAAGAAAAAUACACUAGUUUCCAUGGUGACGAAAAUAUAAAAACAAAACAAAUUUUAACAAUGCAGGCGAUUAAGGACGGUGAAUACACAAAAACGAUUUAUACAAUGAUCAAAGACGAGCGCUAUUCUGAUGCUAUAAAAUUGCUGAAUUUGAUUCCCGAAGCAGGAACGACGAGAGCCGGAUUAUCUCUACUGGGUUAUUGCUGCUACAUGGAGCAGGAUUUUGUAGAGGCUGCAGAUUGUUAUGAACAUUUAUUAGAAAUUGCUCCAGAUAAACUUGAAUAUAAAUUCUAUUACGCGCAAUCAUUGUUUCAAGCUGGUUUGUAUGAGGAAGCUUAUAAAGUAUCGCAGCAAUUAGAAGGUGACGAGUUUGCUGACAGGGUUUGCCGACUGCAAGGAGCAGUGCGCUACGCCCAGGAAGAUUACACUGGAGCGCAGGCCGCGUUAGGAGACAGAAUACCUUCUGAUCCUGAUACUCUUAACGACGAGGGCUGUUUACUCUAUCAGGCUGAUCGGUACGAAGAUGCAUUGGGACGAUUUACAGAGGCGCUACAGACAGGCGGGUAUAAGGCUACAGUGGCGUACAAUGCAGCUCUGUGCAACUAUAAGUUGCGAGAUAACACUUCUGCUAUUAACUACAUUAGUGAAAUAGUUGAAAGAGGCAUACGUGCUCAUCCUGAGUUAGCAAUAGGAGCUCAAGCAGAUCCUGAAGGUGCUCCAAGGUGCAUUGGUAAUCCUCCAAGUUUGCAAAGUUCAGGACUUGCCCAGGCUCUAAAUCUUAGAGCAGCCAUAGAAUACCGAGAAGGAAAUAUGGAAGGCGCAAUUGAAGCAAUGAUGGAUCUGCCACCGAGAUCCGAACCGGAAUUAGACCCAGUAACAUUGCAUAACUUGGCGAUUACCAAAGGAGGACCAGAAGGAUUGCGCAGAUUAAGCUAUUUACUUGCUUUAGGCGCACCAACCUGUCCACAGCAGACGCUAGCUAAUCUAUUGAUUAUUUGCUGCAAGCAUGAAUUAUUUGAUGCAGCAGCAGAUGCGCUGGCCGAUCAUGCUGAUCUUACUUAUCGCUGCUUAACACCGUUUCUGUAUGAGUUGAUUGAUGCAUUGAUAUGCAGCCAAACUGCCCCAGCAGAAGCAGCCAUGAAAUUGGAAGCAUUAGCUAGCAGCUUAACAACUAGAUUAAGAUCCCUGACCGCGAAAGUAGAAGAUGCGAGACACAAGGGGGAUCAAGCUAGUCUUCGAUCAACAGUUCGCGAUUACGAAGAAACUUUGAGCAAAUAUUUACCAGUGGCUGCCGCGCAAGCAUGGUUGCCUUGGCGAAGAAGAGAUUGGGCUGCGGCAGAGCAAGAGUUUAGAGCAUCUGCAGAAUUUUGUGCCGAAGCUCCAGAAUGGAAAUUGUUAGCCGCUCACGUUUUGUUCAUGGCUGGAGAUAGAUAUAAGGAGGCAGCUGCAUUAUACGAACCAUUAGUAAGAUCUCGCCUGGACGGUGACGUACUAGCCGUAUCAGCCGGAGUGUUAGCUAAUCUUUGUGUCGCCUAUAUAAUGACAUCUCAAAACGAAGCUGCUGAGGAACUAAUGAGAAGAAUCGAACGUGAAGAAGAAAGGAAAGGUUCAGAUGCCGAUGGCAAACCCCAGUUGCAUUUAUGUAUCGUCAAUUUAGUUAUCGGUACGUUGUACUGCUCAAAAGGCAAUUAUGAAUUUGGUUUAUCGAGAGUUUCUCGUGCUCUCGAAGCAGCCUCUGGAGAACGGUUGUGUGCAGACACUUGGCUACACGCAAAAAGGUGCGUGCUCGCAUUAUGCGCGGGACUUGCGAAACAAUCAUUGGUUAUACCCAGUGCGGCGCUUAAAGAAACACUAUUGUUUCUCGAAAACUGUGAAGCAUAUGGUAAAAGAAUCAGUAGCGUUUUAACAGGACCAUCUUCACAAGAUUGGGGAAAUGAAGAAGAAUUAAGUCCUGCCGAGGUUGCAAGAAAAACAGUGGCGUAUGAAGCAAGAAUAUUGCGUUGCCUAUUAAUCAAGUUAUUGAAUAAUUAA
This is a messenger RNA of Ctenocephalides felis (cat flea), 2365 nucleotides long. RefSeq names its product tetratricopeptide repeat protein 30 homolog (gene Ttc30). The record is from RefSeq and is a predicted model, not a curated record. The transcript is spliced from 12 exons. Lineage: Eukaryota; Metazoa; Arthropoda; Insecta; Siphonaptera; Pulicidae. Gene Ontology annotation, biological process: intraciliary transport. Gene Ontology annotation, cellular component: axonemal microtubule; intraciliary transport particle B. Gene Ontology annotation, molecular function: intraciliary transport particle B binding; protein binding. Bases 395 to 2365 code for a protein of 656 amino acids.